Rubroshorea leprosula is the source of this 1754-nucleotide messenger RNA. The record is from the annotation of a GenBank genome assembly. Lineage: Eukaryota; Viridiplantae; Streptophyta; Magnoliopsida; Malvales; Dipterocarpaceae.
UUUAUGGGUAGCAUCCCAUCCUCCUUCAGUGCUUUGAAGAGUCUUCAUUACCUUGACCUUUCAAGAAAUAAUUUUUCUGGACAAAUUCCAAAAUACUUCCAAAAUCUCACUCUUUUACAAUAUUUGAAUUUGUCUUUCAACAAAUUUGAAGGAGAGGUUCCAAAUGAAGGGGUCUUUGGAAAUGCAAAUGCAGUUUCAGUUGUUGGAAACCAACACCUCUGUGGAGGCAUUCAGAAGCUCGGACUCUCUCCAUGUAAGGUCCAAGGCCUAAAGAAGAACAAAAGGUCUCACAAUCUUAAAAUUAUGAUUCCAAUUGUCUCCUGCUCGAUCUUAUUAGUAAUGUCUCUGUUUCUGAUUAUUUUUACUUGGGCAAGGAGAUCUAAGAGGAAAGCCUCUUCCAUGUUGCAAACACAAGAACCAUUUCCAAAGAUUUCUUAUGCAGAGUUAAGUCAAGCAACUAAUGACUUCUCAUCAACCAACUUGAUUGGUGAAGGAAGUUUUGGCUCUGUUUAUAAAGGAAUCAUGGGUGAAAAUGGAAUGUUAGUUGCAGUGAAAGUGCUGAACCUUAAGCAAAAAGGAGCAUCCAAGAGUUUUGUGGCUGAGUGUGAAGCUAUGAGAAACAUUCGGCAUCGGAAUCUGAUCAAAGUUUUGACUGUUUGUUCUAGCAUAGACUUUAAAGGGGUUGAUUUCAAGGCUAUAGUAUAUGAGUUCAUGCAAAAUGGAAACCUAGAUGAGUGGCUACAUUCAAAUGAAGUCCAAGUGGGAGUACAAAGUUUCAGUUUCAUCGAGAGACUAAACAUAGUGAUUGAAGUCGCACAUGCAAUUGAGUAUCUGCAUUACCACUGCCAACCAGCAAUUGUUCAUGGUGAUCUCAAGCCAAGCAAUAUUCUACUUGAUCAUGAAAUGGUUGCUCAUGUGGGUGAUUUUGGACUAGCAAGAUUCCUUAUUUCCUCAAAGAAAACAAGCUCACUUGGUAUAAUAGGGACCAUUGGCUAUGUUGCUCCAGGUAAUAUUAGUUUUACCUUGAAUUUGUGCAGUGAAAGUUAUAGUUAAGCAUCUAGGUACUAACUAACGUGAUGAAUUGAUCUCAUGUUUCCUGGUUUUCACUGCUAACUAUUUCAUUCAGAAUAUGGAAUGGGUGGAGAGGCAUCUAUGGCAGGUGACGUGUUCAGCUUUGGAAUUCUUUUGUUGGAGAUGAUUACAGGGAAGCGACCAAUUGAUGCAAUAUUCAAAGAUGGACUGAACCUUCACCACUUUGCCAAACUAGCAUUGCCAGAACGCGUUAUGGACAUUGUUGAUCCUUCGUUGCUGCAAGAACUUCGAAGUACAGAUGAAAACGUUGGGGAUGCCCGAAGAACUAGAAGAGAAAGGAGAGUCAGUAUCAAGGAGAUUCUCAUUACCUUUGCAAGAAUAGGAGUUAUCUGCUCAAUGGAUUCUCCGCAUGAUCGAAUGGAGAUGAAAGAUGUGGUUGCAGAAUUAUGUAUUAUUAGAGAUAAGUUUCUUGGUGAUCACUCAUAGAUUUUGAUGAAGGAAUCAAAGCAAGCUGUCUUUUUUGGAAAAACUUCGUUUACCUCAAUUCUUUUAGCUUUUCUGCUGUGUCUGGUGUGAUAUAUUUCUACUGGAAUGUUGGUACCAAACUUUAAGAUUUCUACUUGUGUGGGUUGCAAGCUGGGUUCAAUGAUGAUGAAUGCAAAGCAGAAGGUUGCACGCAACUGUUUGUUCUUUUCCUUUUCUAAUAUAUAUUUGCCGUUUUU